UUGUGUGAGUUCAGUUUCUUUCUUUCGCCAUCUGCCCAGGAACAGUCUGAAGUGCCACUCCUUCGAACCUGAUCUCACAUUUGUGAAACAUGAAUAAACAGGAAAAACCACUGUCAACACUGUGGGGUUGUGAACUCAGCGAGUCAAAGAAAGAGGAAACAUUCAAAACAGAUGACACAAACCACCAACAUCAACUCGCCCUGAGAACUAUGUGUCUGGGCGCAGGCGCCAAAGAAGAGUUUAACAUUGUGGCGUUGAUUACCGGAGAACCAGAUAACGGGAAGGGCAUACCCAUGGCAACCCUGCACGCCAACGGCAUGCCCACGGUCAAUCUGUCUGGGAUAGACCUCCACCCUCCUGUAACCUUCCGGCUGAAGAGUGGCGCCGGACCUGUCUACAUCUGUGGGGAACACGUGGCCUUGGAGGAUGACUUCUCAGGAAUGGAGAGUGGUGAUGAGAUGGAUGAUGAGGUGGAAGAGGAAGAAGAGGAGGAGGAAGAUAUUGAGUCUCCUGUGAAGCCUGCUAAGAAAACACCUGCCAAGAAUGCAAAUGCUGCAGGAAAAAGAAAGAAGCCAGAGGAAGCAGAUGAGUAA
Messenger RNA from Coregonus clupeaformis (lake whitefish), 593 nucleotides. RefSeq names its product nucleoplasmin. Gene Ontology annotation, cellular component: nucleoplasm; cytoplasm; nucleolus. Gene Ontology annotation, molecular function: RNA binding; chromatin binding; histone binding. NCBI's taxonomy places the organism in Eukaryota, Metazoa, Chordata, Actinopteri, Salmoniformes, Salmonidae. The record is from RefSeq and is a predicted model, not a curated record. Gene Ontology annotation, biological process: chromatin remodeling; positive regulation of DNA replication. The transcript has 7 exons. The coding region runs from base 90 to 593 and encodes 167 amino acids.